Molecule: messenger RNA, 4310 nt
Organism: Oncorhynchus masou masou (cherry salmon)
Lineage: Eukaryota; Metazoa; Chordata; Actinopteri; Salmoniformes; Salmonidae
Product: aryl hydrocarbon receptor-like
Exons: 11
Coding region: 591-3782 (1063 amino acids)
Biological process (GO): regulation of transcription by RNA polymerase II; response to xenobiotic stimulus; xenobiotic metabolic process
Cellular component (GO): nucleus; aryl hydrocarbon receptor complex
Molecular function (GO): nuclear receptor activity; protein dimerization activity; transcription cis-regulatory region binding
Source: RefSeq, a predicted model, not a curated record
CCGAAUGUGACGAGAUAAUUGGGAAUAGAGGACGUUAAGCAUAGGACUAAUACAGUAGAUACAAUAAUUGUCCAAACGUUUGUCACAUUAUUGUCAGGGUAAAAUAUGAAAAAAUAGCCUGGGAAGAAUUUGAAAAGUGCAAGCUACCAUGGAAGGGGAUUGCGGUUUGCAAAGCGCACCGGCACUACACAUCUAGAUCAUUCCGCUAGACGAUGAGAUUAAUUACUUGGGUUUUAUAUUGGGUUGAAGCAUUGUUUUGCAGACUAAUUUAGCAUCUCGGUGGACUGUAAACAGUAUUGCAAAUGGUAUGCAUUUCUACGGAUGAUAUUCUGAGUACGCAACAAUGCCAUUCAUUUAUAUAAAUUAUAUUUCUUAACCCAUCUCUGGAUCAGCGCACAGUUGAAGGAUAAAAUAUAAUCUAAAAGAGCGACUAUUUGUUGUUUUUGUCGUUGUCCUCUCGCUAAUGUGUUUACGUGUUUCAUCUGAUGGAUUAGUUUAACUGUCGACUGUAGCCUAUGUAGCUCGAAGGGAACUGUCACCUUCAACAGUAUUUUGGGGGAGAUUCAUCGGACUUGCAAUACAGCCAUAUCAUGUAUGCUGGACGUAAAAGGAGAAAACCAGUCCAGAGAGCCGUAAAACCGCCACAAUCUGAAGGGGCCAAGUCGAACCCCUCGAAGCGCCACCGGGACCGUCUGAAUGGAGAGCUGGAGAGGCUGGCCAGCCUCCUCCCCUUCCCUGAGGAGGUCACUACCAGCCUGGACAAACUCUCCAUCCUCCGCCUUAGUGUCAGCUACCUCCGGGCCAAGAACUUCUUCACCGUUGCCCUGAAGAACUGUACUUGCAGCGGUGGCAGCGCUGACAACAGCAAAGCCACAGGAUUGGAGGACAGUUGGCUGCCUGAAGGAGAACUGUUGCUGCAGGCUCUGAACGGCUUCGUCCUGGUGGUCACUAAUGACGGGACCAUUUUCUACUCCUCUCACACCAUUCAGGAUUACCUGGGCUUCCACCAGACUGAUAUUAUGCACCAGAGUGUGUAUGAGUUGGUCCACACUGAGGACCAGCCGGAGCUGAGGAGGAACCUCCACUGGGCCCUCAGCCCACCUGCCAUCAUGGACACACUGGGAAAGUCCUCCUCAGAUGUGGAGCCGGAGAGCAGCACCACUGUGACCUAUAACCCUGAGCAGCUCCCACCAGAGAACUCCUCCUUCCUGGAGAGGAACUUCGUGUGUCGCUUCCGCUGCCUCCUGGACAACUCCUCUGGCUUCCUGGCCCUGAGUCUGCAGGGCAGGCUGAAGUUCCUGCGUGGUCAGAACCAGCGGCAGGAAAACAGGGUCAAGGCGCCACCCCAGCUGGCCCUGUUUGCCAUCGCUACGCCUCUCCAGCCCCCCUCCAUCCUGGAGAUCAGGACCAAGAACAUGACCUUCAGAACCAAACACAAGCUGGACUUCACCCCCAUGGCCUGCGACGCAAAGGGGAAAAUUGUGCUUGGGUAUACUGAAGCUGAACUUCGGGUGCGAGGCUCUGGGUAUCAGUUUAUCCAUGCGGCGGAUAUGUUGUACUGCGCUGAGAACCAUGUCCGAAUGAUGAAGACAGGGGAGAGCGGUCUGACUGUGUUCAGGCUCCUCACCAAGGACAACCUCUGGAAGUGGGUCCAGGCCAACGCCAGGCUGGUGUACAAGAAUGGAAAACCAGACUACAUCAUCGCCACACAGAGGCCUCUGAUGGAGGAGGAAGGAGGCGAACACCUACGUAAACGUUCCAUGCACCUCCCCUUUACCUUCGCCACGGGAGAGGCCCUGCUCUACCAGUCCAGCCAUCCAAUUGGACGCUUCAACCACAGCACCCAGGGCUCCGAGAAGAACGUCAACAAGUCCAAGAAGGGCCGGAUUGACAGGGUGUCCAGGGAUGGCCUGGACCCGGGCUCCCUCUUGGGGGCGCUGAUGAGUCAGGCUGAGUCUGUAUAUGUCUGCCAGCCGGCCUUGGAGCCCCAGCUGUCCUUCCACAGCAGUCUGUUCGGAGACCGGGUUGGUUUCUCUGACUCCGACCCCACCGCCCUGCUCCAGGGCUGGGAUGAGUCGUCCAACGGAGUGGUGGGUCCUGGCCUUCCAGAACCGGCGUCGAGCUUUGACCCUAUGCUGGCAACCCUGGACUCCCUGUCUCUGGGGAGUCCGGGGGGUGGGGUGGCCUGGGAUGGGGAUGGAGGAAAUGGGGAGAACUGUUCCAACGGGGAACUGUUUGGGGCUUUGGAGGGCCUGGGACUGAGCGCUGAGGACCUGGAGCUGCUGCUGCUGGACGAGAGGAUGAUCCGGGUGGAGAUGCACCCUGAGCGGGUUCCCACCCUGGAUGACCUGCUGACCAACGAUGAAAUCCUGUCCUACAUCCACGACUCCCUGGAGGCAAAGACAGAUUGGGCAGAGGACGGGGACCAAGUACCCUCCACUAUCCCAGGAACAAAUGCCCCAGAAACCACCACAAAAACAACAAAGGCUCCUGUUGAAAGUAAUCCCACUUCUGCCACCAAUGUGUACCCUCAGUACGUUUCCCAUAAUGCCCCCAUAGUUCAGCAGAUGCAGAAGCACCUCAACAUGCAGCCAGGGAGGGCGGUCCAAGACUGGGUCCAGCAUAGCAACCACUUGCCCCAUCCAGUGGUGAAUGGACUGCAGAGUCAGCCAAUACACAACGGAGAAUGGACAUCCCUACACAUUCUAGCCAAUACAGGGGUACCGGUUGACGACUGUCACACCCCCCAGACUCUGUUAAAUGGAAAGGCGUCAGAGCCGGAUGGGGACCAUCACUGGCGGCAAGCCCACGAACGUCAACACUACCUCCAGCAGCAGCAGGCCCUGGUCCAGAGACCGCUCCCUCACAGCCAUGCCAAACAUCCAGGCGCUAAUCUCAACGGAGUGUGUGGCAUUCCAAACACACACACAGAGCAUCUCCCAGCUGGCAAACAGCAAUGGCAGGACAAUAGUUACUGCCCCCCUGGGCAAACAACCCUGAACAGCAACCCCCCUGGGCAAACCACCCUGAACAGCAACCCCCCUGGGCAAACCACCCUGAACAGCAACCCCUCUGGGCAAACCACCCUGAACAGCAACCCCUCUGGGCAAACCACCCUGAACAGCAACCCCCCUGGGGAAACCACCCUGAACAGCAACCCCCCCGGGGAAACCACCCUGAACAGCAACCCCUUUGGGAAAACCACCCUGAACAGCAACCCCUCUGGGAAAACCACCCUGAACAGCAACCCCCCUGGGGAAACCACCCUGAACAGCAACCCCCCCGGGAAAACCACCCUGAACAGCAACCCCCCUGGGAAAACCACCCUGAACAGCAACCCCUCUGGGAAAACCACCCUGAACAGCAACCCCUGCCUUAACGAUGGCCAGGUACCUCUCCUCACACACACCACCUUAGACGCUUGUAUGAAUUACACUAUGGCUGAUGUUCCCGGCAUGGACUAUACCAUCAACAGAUGUACAUAUGGGGGGAACGAGCAGCACCACGGGACCGGGGCUGCCGUUUCGUCCUACCAGAGGAUGAACCACAAGCAGCUGCAGCAGGAGAAGCUGCCCCCUCCCUUGGCUCAGGUACAGUGCCCUCCUCCCUCAGCUACAGUAGAGCAGAUCCUUGUGGUUGGACACUCUUCACUGGAGGCCAAUGGCAUGGUGACCUCUGACAUCCCUCACCACCCCAACCACAGUAAGAUGGAAAAUGGCUGCAUUCUUAACGGGACGUACUCGGGAGGCUGUGUUCUGCCCAAUAGGAGUGGUGCCCUCUAACGGCCAACUCCCCUGCCCUGACACUGUCCAGAACCCCAGACCUCAGGCUUUUACCUCUGACUGGGGACCUCCAGGGGACACUAACUGACUGGAGGGUCCCACCCACCCACCCUACCACUGGACCAGCUUGUUACUCUAGUUGACAACAAAAGCAACACUUAGGCCUAAAUAUGUUUGGUACUUUUGUUUGGUUGGGUUUGAUGUUUCAUAAUAACAUAAUUCUCAUUUGAGCCCUUUGUUUACAAUAUGACGUCGGAGCGCUAAAGUUGAGUUUUAUUCUGUUUUUAAAAUAACUCAGAAGAAAAUAAUCUUAGUCUUAGAAUUGUUGUUUCUGUUUUUAAAUGUAAAAUAUAUAUAUAUUUUUAGUCCUGGUGGAAUUACAACAUGGUCAUUGGUAGUCAUGGAGACACCACCUAACCCUGCAUGUAUAGAUGCUUACGGCACCAUCACAUUUAUGAUUUGUUGUGACACAUGACAUCAUGAUCGGUGUCAUGAGUUGUCAUACAACAGGAAUGGAACCUUCAAAUG